AUACAGAAAAAAAAAAAAUUAUUGGAAAAGACAAAGACAGUAGUGAUCAAAGAGAAUCAGUCUGUGCUGCUGAACCUGAAACAUUUGGGUGUUGAUGUGAAUAAGGUUCGCCAGCGUCAGCCUGGUGUGCUUCAUAAAGCUUCCACCAGUGAGAGAGACCAUGUGCAGUUUUUGCAGGACAAAGGUGCCAGCCACAAAAUGAUUGCCGGCAUCAUAUGCCGUUAUUCCUGCGCUAUCACAUGCUCAGUUGAACAUUUGCACAAGUGUUGGGCUAUUUGGAAAAACAUUUUUCAUUCAGAUGAAGCAAUUUUGAGUAUUCUGGACCACUCACCUGAGACUUUCUUUCGAACAAGCGAUAAUGACAACUUGAAGAGAAACAUAGCUUUUAUGAUCUCCCUGGGACUGGAGUCCAAACUUCUCCAUCGACUGUUUUCUGCAGCACCGCGGACACUCUCCAACACUUUGAUGCUGAAUGUGCAGAUGGUCAAGUGUCUAGAAAACGUGGAGCUCGGUGGAAACUAUCCAUUGGAGUUUGUCAAAACAGUUAUAUCCAGAAAUAACUACAUUUUCAUCCAAAGCACAAAUAGAAUUGUGACAAAUGUGGAUCACUUAAAAGCUUCUCUUGAGCUGAAUUCUUCAGAACUUCUGGAGUUUCUGGAAGGUCCCGGGGCAGUAAUUUUGCAGCUUUCCAACACAUACAUGAAAAAUAAUGUUAAAAGUCUUCAACAGAAGAUGAUUUCACUUGGCUGUCAGAACACUGAUGUCAAAAGACUGGUAGUUGCUCAGCCAUUUGUUCUGUAUGCUCGAUCGAUGACAACUCCAAACUGGAUUGUCUCAUUAAAUACUUAUAGAAAUAAAUAA
Thalassophryne amazonica is the source of this 861-nucleotide messenger RNA. RefSeq names its product transcription termination factor 1, mitochondrial. Gene Ontology annotation, biological process: termination of mitochondrial transcription; regulation of DNA-templated transcription. Gene Ontology annotation, cellular component: mitochondrial matrix. The record is from RefSeq and is a predicted model, not a curated record. Gene Ontology annotation, molecular function: double-stranded DNA binding. NCBI's taxonomy places the organism in Eukaryota, Metazoa, Chordata, Actinopteri, Batrachoidiformes, Batrachoididae.